This is a messenger RNA of Carlito syrichta (Philippine tarsier), 1656 nucleotides long. It is a transcript of the gene IRGC, whose product is annotated as immunity related GTPase cinema. Bases 202 to 1599 code for a protein of 465 amino acids. The record is from RefSeq and is a predicted model, not a curated record. The transcript has 2 exons. Gene Ontology annotation, cellular component: membrane. Lineage: Eukaryota; Metazoa; Chordata; Mammalia; Primates; Tarsiidae. Gene Ontology annotation, molecular function: GTPase activity; GTP binding.
AGGGCUGGCUGACCAAUAAGCUGCCGCUUGCUAUUAUCAUGGGUCAUAGUAACAGGGUCUGACCUUGGGUUAACAGGAGAGGAGACCUCCCCCUCGUGGGGAGAGUGUGAGGGGAGAGGGAGAGCCUGCAGGGCAGGCACCAAGGAUCACGUGUCCAGUGACUCUCCCUGUCCCCCACCACCCUCUGAACCACUGGCCACCAUGGCUACUUCAAAAUUGCCGGUGGUGCCCAGGGAGGAGGAGACCACCAUCCUCAUGGCUAAGGAAGAGCUGGAGGCCCUGCGCACGGCCUUCGAGUCGGGCGACAUCCCCCAGGCCGCCUCCCGGCUCCGGGAGCUGCUGGCCUCCUCGGACAGCACCCGCCUGGAGGUGGGGGUCACGGGCGAGUCGGGCGCGGGCAAAUCAUCUCUCAUUAACGCCCUGCGUGGCCUGGGGGCCGAAGACCCUGGCGCGGCUCUCACGGGCGUCACGGAGACCACGAUGCAACCCUCACCCUACCCGCACCCUCAGUUCCCCGACGUGACCCUGUGGGACCUGCCAGGAGCAGGCUCUCCAGGCUGCCCGGCCGACAAGUACUUGAAGCAGGUGGACUUCAUGCACUACGACUUCUUCCUGCUGGUGUCUCCCCGCCGCUGCGGGGCCAUCGAGACCCGCCUGGCCACCGAGAUCCUGCGCCAGGGCAAGAAGUUCUAUUUCGUGCGCACCAAGGUGGACGAAGACCUGGAGGCCACGCGUACCCAGCGGCCCGCCGGCUUCAACGAGGCCAGAGUCCUGCAGGAGAUCCGAGACCACUGUGCUGAGCGGCUGCGGAUGGCCGGCGUGACCGACCCCCGCAUCUUCCUCGUGUCCAACCUCUCUCCCACCCACUAUGACUUUCCCAUGCUCAUGGCCACCUGGGAGCACGACCUGCCCGCCCACCGGCGCCAUGCCAGCCUCCUGUCGCUGCCCGACAUCUCGCUGGAGGCCCUGCAGAAGAAGAAGGACAUGCUUCAAGAGCAGGUACUCAAGACGGCCCUGGUGUCCAGCAUCAUUCAGGCCCUGCCUGUGCCCGGGCUGGCGGCCGCCUACGAUGACGCCCUGCUCAUCCGCUCGCUGCGUGGCUACCACCGCAGCUUUGGCCUGGACAGCGACUCGCUGGCCAAGCUGGCCGAGCAGGUGGGCAAACAGGCGGGGGACCUGCGCUCCGUCAUCCGCUCCCCGCUGGCCAACGAGGCCUCGCCGGAGACCGUGCUGCGGCUGUACUCGCAGUCUUCAGACGGUGCCAUGCGGGUGGCCCGGGCUUUCGAGAGGGGCAUCCCUGUGUUUGGGACGCUGGUGGCCAGUGGCAUCAGCUUUGGCGCCAUCUAUACCAUGCUCCAGGGCUGCCUCAAUGACCUGGCGGAGGAUGCUCAGCGCGUCCGCAUCAAGGCCCUGGAGGAGGACGAGCCCCAGUCGGACCUCAGCUUGGAGGCAGCUGGUGACAAUAGCAUGGAAAAGCGGGGGACUGGGGAGGGAGGCUGUGAGGAAGCCCCGCUCUCGACCCGCAGGAAGCUUGGCCUCCUUCUCAAGUACAUUCUCGACAGCUGGAAGAAGCAGACACCCGACUUAGAAGAGAAAUAAACGUGCAGCCCCACCCCCAUGUCUCACCCACAGACCAAGUCUUAACAAAACAAAGUA